GCAGUUACCUUCCCCUUCCGGUACGUGUGGCAACAUGGCGCAUACGCAGUGUUUCCUGCUCCUUGCUUCUUAUUUAUUUUUCUCAGUUUCUGGUCUUUAUUUUCACAUAGGUGAAACAGAACGUAAAUGUUUCAUUGAAGAAAUUCCAGAUGAAACUAUGGUUGUAGGAAAUUACAAGGUGGAGAUCUUUGAUAAAAACAUAAAUGAUUUUGUGCCCACUGUAUAUGGGCUGGGCAUGCAUGUUGAAAUUAGAGAUCCUGAUGACAAGAUUAUUCUCUCCAGGACAUAUGCAGCUGAGGGUCGCUUUACUUUUACAUCCCAUUCAGCAGGCGAGCACAUAAUUUGUUUGAAUUCCAACUCAACAGCAUGGCUGUAUGCUGGACAACUGCGGGUCCAUUUGGACAUUUCUGUUGGGGAGCAUGCUGUAGACUACCAGCAGGUGCAGGCCAAGGACAAGCUUAGUGAACUGCAGCUAAGAAUACGGCAGUUGCUGGAUCAGGUGGAGCAGAUCACAAAGGAGCAGAAUUACCAGCGGUAUCGAGAAGAGCGUUUCCGACAGACCAGCGAGAGCACCAACCAACGUGUCCUGUGGUGGUCCAUUGCCCAGACCUUGAUCCUUCUCCUGACUGGCUUCUGGCAAAUGCAGCAUCUCAAGAGCUUCUUUGAGGCCAAGAAAUUAGUUUGAGUGCAUGGCAUUUGCACCCCACAACUCCCUUCCAACUUUGCCCCUUUGCCCCCCCCCCCCCCCCCCCCCCACACACACACACAGUCAACCUCACUUCAAGUUUUGUCACUCAAAAUGGGAUGGUACAUUGUGGUUUUAGUGAGCAUGAUCUCCUUCAGGGUUUUGUUCUAGAGAGUUUCAAAACAUCAUUUAAAACAAAGACACAUUUUAUUAUCAUUUUUAUUGUGCAAAUAAUGGACAUGAAUGUUAGUAGUGUUUGUAUCAAAUGAAUAAAGUGUGCUUCAACAUUAGGUAGUAGCCUUAUAAAAAGAAAUCUUACCUUAUUUAUAUGGAGGUUCAGGCUUUGCUUACAAAAUGUUUAACAUAAUAUUUUCUCCCUAGUACAUUACCUUUAUUGUGUUUUUUCCUUUAAAUCUAGGGCCAUUUUUCCCCCCCGUAAUUGUGUUUAUUUUUACAAUAGUUGUUUUUCUUCAACUGUAGAAUACUUUGCUUUCAUCCUAGAUUAUAAACAUAAGUCUAAGGCUGACUUGUCUCCAUGAUCAGAAAUAGAAAUAUAUGUGAGGUCUGUCUGAAUAGUAACAGGACUGGUGUUGCAAACAAUUUUAUGUCAAUUCCAAACAACAAACACCACAGUUUCCCAUUCAAAGUAAUCCCCCUUGAGGCUAAUGCACUUUUCCAUAAACAUGUCUAAGGCUGACUUGUCUCCAUGAUCAGAAAUAGAAGUAUAUGUGAGGUCUGUCUGAAUAGUAACAGAACGUGUACAGUGCAUUUUGUGUAUGUUUAUGUUUCACUUUUAGGUGUUUUCUGAAUUUGUAGUUUCUUCUUUCUAAAUUAAGAGUGUAAGUCAAACUUGGUUGAAGCAACUGGUGUACAUGCACACAGGAAAAGGGUUCAAAGCCCAGUCUUAUGCAACACAGUUUCAUUCUUUACAAUAGGAUUUCAAAAAGCAUCUCUUUUGUGGGAUGUGGAUGUGUUUUGUAUGUGUGAAUAAGAAUGAGAGUGUGUAUUUGUGCGACAUGUUUUUCAUCUUUACAGAUGUUGGAAUUUGUGGAAUGUUUUGCCAUAAAAAGAUGUAUUAAAGUAUCUUAUUGUCCAA
This is a messenger RNA of Pomacea canaliculata, 1781 nucleotides long. RefSeq names its product transmembrane emp24 domain-containing protein eca-like. Gene Ontology annotation, biological process: Golgi organization; intracellular protein transport; endoplasmic reticulum to Golgi vesicle-mediated transport. Gene Ontology annotation, cellular component: endoplasmic reticulum; COPII-coated ER to Golgi transport vesicle; Golgi apparatus. Bases 35 to 685 code for a protein of 216 amino acids. NCBI's taxonomy places the organism in Eukaryota, Metazoa, Mollusca, Gastropoda, Architaenioglossa, Ampullariidae. The transcript is spliced from 5 exons. The record is from RefSeq and is a predicted model, not a curated record.